Messenger RNA from Colletotrichum spaethianum, 2724 nucleotides. RefSeq lists its product as uncharacterized. The coding region runs from base 1 to 2724 and encodes 907 amino acids. The transcript has 2 exons. NCBI's taxonomy places the organism in Eukaryota, Fungi, Ascomycota, Sordariomycetes, Glomerellales, Glomerellaceae. The record is from RefSeq and is a predicted model, not a curated record.
AUGGCGACCGAAGCAGCUCCACCCCCGAGCCUUGAGGCUCAGCAGCACGAGGAGUACAUCGAUUACUCUGAAGACGACUCGACAAUGCCUGCCGUCGCGGCCAAAGACUCCAACAAUAACUCAUUCUCCGUCAAUGCUCAGUUUGGGGCUGAUACUUCAGAGAACACAAAGAUGCUGCCUUCAAAGUCAGACCAUCGAACCCAAGCUAUCGACUUCCAGGUUGACGCUGAUAUUGAGGCCAUUUCUGUGGUUUCUGAUGCAAAGUUGGAUGGCGACGGCGCAGAAUUCAUUCCUAUAGUCGACACUGAAACCGCCCCUCAAAUCGAUGCUACGGAAACCGAGGUUGGUUACUUCGACGAAACCGAAGACCUGGGUGCGGUCAAUCGUACGGAAGCCGAUGGUGCUUACAUCAACGAGAACGAAAUCAGCUGGGAGGAUGGUCCCAGCAAUGAGCAGGAUGCAGAUCAAGAGGGCAGUCACGUCAAAAUCGACAAUGAUGACUGGCAGCUAGUUGGCGAAGCAGACCACGUUGCACAAGAUGCUACAAACCUCAACCUGAGAUCUUCUGAACACGAAAAAGUAGAGAACCAUGAAAUCGAAUUAGCGCUCGAGGGUCCUCCAGAUGCCUUUGGCAACCUGGACACCGACCUUGAGGCGACUGCUAUUGUCGACGUUGAUCCUGCCCCGGGAGAGCAGCAAGCCGCUGGGACCCAAGAUUCGGAGGCAGAUGAUGAUGUGAACGAGAUAGAUUAUCCCGAGAACGAGAACGGAGAUUCAGCCGUCGAUGCCUUAGCAGAUGUCAGUGACGCCCAGUUCGAGCGUCCGGAUAAUGAUGAGGAAAGCCUCGGUAACGCCCCGAGCGAACAAGACGCCGAGGACCAUACCAUGGGCGAAGAUCACGACUCUCAACUCGAACAAGAGGUCGAAAGCAACAUAGCUGCUAACGAUGAAGGCAAUGACGAUGAUGAGGUCAACGACGAGCAACGCGAUGACACAGUCGCCAAUGUUCCAGACUACGUCGCGCCAGGGGAGGCUACAUCGGACCACGAGCAUGUUGAGUACGAUGACAAGAUGCUUGCCGAUGCGCGAUCUUCAGUUUCGGCAGAAACGCCAUCCAAUGAGGAUAUGGAUAUCCCCGUCAUCACGGUCUCAUACAAGGGCAUCGACUAUCCCUUCUUUUAUGGCUCCCCGGAUAGCGAAGGCAAGGAAUGCUUCUUCAAUGACCUAUCCCUUCUGCACUGCAAAAUGGAAGGAGUAUUGGCAGGUUUCCGUCGAGAGCUUGCCAAUGAACUCGGUCCAUUUGACGAGCUUGUGUUCCAGAUCGACGAGCUUGGACUUGAGUUUGCUGAAAUUAUCUCCGUGUUUGACUCACUGGUCAAGAACCAGAACCCUGACGCGUCGAAGCCGCUUUACGCAUAUCUUUCUACGCGACCGAACUGCAAGAAGAGAUGGCUUUCACUGGUCGAUGAUGCCUACAAUGGUAAAGGCCUUGAUGAGAUCAGCUUCUAUUUCGCAUCCAGGGCGCAGAGUGAAGAUCCUGAAAUCAUGGAUGAUGAGCCUGACCUGAUUGGAGAGGAGGACAAUGCCGAUGCUGCUGCGUGGCCACAGUCCCCUGGCGAGAGCGAUCGUAAUGACCAGAACGACGAGACUCAGGGUGAAGCUGGCGAGACCAACGAGGAAGUUAACGAGUAUGACGACGUUGGCGAUGGCACCGCCGGAGAUAAUGAUGCAGAGUCACAAAAUGGCGCCUACGAGGAUUCUAUCCAGCCAGAGGCGACCGCUGUAGAAGAUCUGGAUGCCGAGACGACCAUGGUCGACAAUGAGGCUGCCCUCCUGGACGAGUCCACCGUAGCUGCCGACAUUGACACCGUUGAAGACGCUGGCGCGGUGGACACGAUGGAGGACCAGCAGCCCGAACACGACGGAGAGAAUGGUAAUGCCGACUGUUUCCUAUCAACUCCUUGCUUUUACCCCAGUUUUUGCAUUUGUACCACUUGCGGUUCGACCUUCGCUGCAGCACAGAUGGCGGAGGAUGAUGACUUCCGAUACGAGUCUCUGGUGCGGACGACCAGAGAGUCGGCUAGACGACAGACGCCCUUUGAACUUGGUCAUUCGCAUGUGGAGGCUCACAAGGGACCCCUUGCCCGAACAGCCUUUCGCCACUUGCAGUCUCAUUCUGACGUUAGCAUGGCUUUUUCUUCAACCACAGAUGCUGACAAUACAAUUCAAGCUCCAGAAGUAAAUGCGUCUAACCCACUUGUGUGGGAUACGGAAGAACCUGAUACGUUCAACACUACUGAGGACGCCCAAACCUUUCCAGAAGACGAGGACCUCACGCACAGCUUAGACCAGAUCGUCGAAGGCGUCGAUGUGAACUCAGCAGACAAGGUAACCCCCAAUACCAGUGCCACAUCGACUCUGAACGGCGACGAAGAGGCCACCUACGACAAUGAGCUUGAUCUCAAUGCCGACCUUCCUGGAGACGGAAUUGUUGGCGCUGAGGUUCAUGGUCAGGACGAUGAACUGGCAGAAAUUGAUUGGAGGGAGUUUCCUGGACAAGACGAUGAUGCGCCGAAGUCUCCUUCGAUCUCUGGCAAACGCCAGAGAUCGGAUGUGGACGACCUGCUGGAUGACGAAGCCCAGAAAGGUGUGUUCCAUGUCUUCAAAGAACGCAGGAUGUACCCGACUAACCGUGCUUUAGACGUCAAGCGUCGUCGGUCCUGA